GUCGCCGCCCACAGCGGCCGCGCCGAACUACGGUCCGGGGCGUCCCUUUAAUCCCGAGCGUCCGAGCGAACCCACACCCCGCCCGGCGGGCGACGCCGGCAUUGCGCGGCCCGACCGCUAGGCGGCAGUGCAGGCGACCCGGGAGAGGCCGUCGCGGCCGUGUGACGUCACGCGGCCCCGAGCGGAACCGGCGCGCUCCGUGACGUCAUGCGCCCGCCCACGCCAGACCGGCGCUGUCGUGUGACGUCGCACGCGCGCCCGGGUGGAAAGAAGGGGUGGCGGCGGACCGGGGGUCCGCGGCGUUCACCAUGGUUCCGCGCGUGCAGCUCCCACCCGAGAUCCAGCUGGCCCAGCGCCUGGCGGGAAACGAGCAGGUGACCCGGGACCGGGCGGUGAAGAAGCUCCGGAAGUACAUCGUCGCCAGGACUCAGCGGGCCGCAGGUGGUUUCACGCACGACGAGCUGCUGAAGGUCUGGAAGGGACUGUUUUACUGCAUGUGGAUGCAGGACAAGCCGCUCCUGCAGGAGGAACUAGGGAGGACCAUUUCCCAGCUCCUGCAUGCCUUUCAGACGACAGAGGCACAGCACCUGUUCCUGCGGACGUUCUGGCAGACCAUGAACCGCGAGUGGACGGGCAUCGACAGACUGCGCCUGGACAAGUUCUACAUGCUCAUGCGGAUGGUCCUGAACGAGUCCUUGAAGGCCCUGAAGACGCGCGGGUGGGAAGAAAGGCAGAUCGAGCAGCUGCUGGAGCUGCUGACGACGGAGAUCCUGCACCCCGACAGCCAGGCCCCCAGUGGGGUGAAGAGCCACUUCCUGGAGAUCUUCCUGGAGGAGCUGAGCAAAGUGGGCGCCGCUGAGCUGACGGCGGACCAGAACCUCAAGUUCAUCGAGCCCUUCUGCGCCAUCGCUGCUCGCACUCAGGACUCCCUGGUUUUGCACAACAUCACUCGGGGCAUCUUCGAAGCGAUCGUGGAACAGGCCCCGUUUGCCAUCGAGGACCUUCUGGACGAGCUGGAUGCGCAGGAGGGGGACGAGGGGACGUCGGAGGACGAGGGGACGUCGGAGGACGAGGAGCGCGAGCGGGAUGCGCCGUCCGUGCAGCCAGGCUCCCCCCGUGGGGCUGCACUCCCCGACAGGAGCGAUGAGCCGCCGGGAGGUGGUGAGGACGCCGUGGGCCCCGUCCUCCAGUUUGACUACGAGGCCGUGGCCGGCAGACUGUUCGCGGUGGCCAGUGAGCAGAGCACCCCUUCCCAGAACCGGAAGCGCCUCUACAAAGUGAUCCGGAAGUUGCAGGACCUCGCCGAAGGCAUCUUCCCAGAGGAGGAUGUACCGGAAAAAGCCUACAGGAAUCUGCGAGAUGAGGAGCAGGAGAGGAGGACAAAGAAGCGUUUGCCCAAAGCCAGGUCACAAAACCAUCCAGAUGCUCCCAGACCCGCCCCAGCGGGAGGAGGGCCGAGUCGAGGCGGGCGGCUUUCUUCAGAGAAUCAAUGGAGGAAGGAAGCGUGGGCUCCAUCGCGCAGCCCCGACUCGACCCGAGGGUCCCGGUGAUGGACACCAGCGGUGCUGACCCCACAACAAGCAGACAGAUGGGCCUCCUGGUGGAGGACACCACCACCGGCGACAGAAGGACGUGUCCAAUGACAUGAGGGGGACCACAGGACGGGCCACUGGUCCUUCAAAGAAACUGCGGAAAGGGGGAAGGUGAAAAUCCCAUUUUCAUGGCUUUCCCUUUAUUGUCACCUUGUAGGGAUUUAGAAACGAGAUGUUUGAAAAGCCAAACAUUUAUGCGGGACCAAAGUAGAUUAUUUGGUUAUAUUGUAAAACUGAAAUCAUUUUAACUAUAAGUCAUCUCGUAGUUUACGUGAACAGAAAGUGUUUAAACCCAUGCAGAAUGUGCUGUUGUCCCAGGCCAGGCCCUCGGUAACUUACCCGUGCUCUGUGCACACUCCUGGUGGU
Neogale vison (American mink) is the source of this 1958-nucleotide messenger RNA. RefSeq names its product ribosomal RNA processing 1 (gene RRP1). The transcript is spliced from 13 exons. Lineage: Eukaryota; Metazoa; Chordata; Mammalia; Carnivora; Mustelidae. Gene Ontology annotation, biological process: rRNA processing. The record is from RefSeq and is a predicted model, not a curated record. Gene Ontology annotation, cellular component: preribosome, small subunit precursor; nucleus; preribosome, large subunit precursor. The coding region runs from base 309 to 1550 and encodes 413 amino acids.